UUGGCGGCGGGCCAAAUGGCAGGGACAGUGGAUCAUAAAUUAGUCUGGCGUGGAUGACCUGAAGAGAUGAGUGGAGGGAUAUAAAGAGGAGGAUAGAGAUGUUUUACUGCAGGGGCCUUCAGAAAAUACAGCAGUGUCUGGCAGUUAAACGCUUCGAUCAGCUUUAGCGUUAUACAGUAAGAAUAAUGGCCGCUGUGUCACCUCUGUAUGUCUGGGUAGUCGGCUGGACAUGACACACAUGAGUUUUAUUCUUCCAUGCUGUGAAACCAAAUCGUACAUCAGAAUCGCGCUACACCGAAGGAACUUAGAAUAUUUAUCACCUCAGAUAGCUCGAAGAUUCCUUGAGAUUCAGGGACGAAAGCUUUGAGAGGGAUGGAAGGGAAAGAAAUUAGUAUUGCGUCGAUGAUGGGUGGAGACCAGAUGGUGGUGUGUUGAGGACGGCUGGGAACAGGUGGGGGCAGAAUCUUGAUGAGGCAUUGUGGAAUCUUCCUGUAAUGAAAGAGUGGGAGGAGAGCAGGCAGAAAAGGGGAUUUAGGGCCAGUGGGAUGUGAGGCAAAGGGAUAAGUAAAAACAGAAGUCGGCACAGCAAAGUUGGUAAGAACAUACUGAGGGUUCUAAUCCUUUAAUAUCUUUAAUACAAUGACAUUCAUUUAUGUCCUCUGUUUUGAUCUCUAUCUUUGGACUCAUUUGAACUACUGUAGUAAAUCCUAAUUUGCUCAGUAGAGGACGCCUCGGCCUUUCCAAUGAUCUCUCAAGUGAUUGGGUGGGAUGAGGGAAACUUUGUUCUCAUGUUAACCAUUCUAUCAUGAGUUGCUACUGAGCGGAGUCAUGCCUGGUGUGACAUGCACAACCUCCCCCCUUCUCCCUCCUGGAGGUAAUUGGAGCAGACAGCAGUUGGCCUGACCGGCCUGACUGACAGACAACAACAGUCCAGAGUGACCAAACCAAAACCCAGCGCUGAACACUUCCAGUGAGGAAGUUGAAGAAGUUGGAUUAACCCACCGAGGAUCUGCGUUUUCAGGAGGAGAGGAGUUUGGAUCUGGGGUUUCGCCAUGAAAAGUCAGGAGCUGAUUCUGCUGGCAUGUUGCUUAUGCAGCCUGGGCACAUUAGGAGGUGCUGUUGAAAUGGAGCAGAAUUUGAUGAAGACCAUCUUCACUGGCUACAACCUAAAGGUCCGGCCAGCUCGCAGCCUUGAAGAGAGGGUGGUGGUCCGUGUGGGGAUGGUCCUCUCCUCCUUCGUUGGUCUGAACAUGAAAAAUGAAGAAAUGAGCACAGUUGUUGUCAUGAAUCUGGAAUGGACGGAUUAUCGGUUGUCGUGGAAACCAAAGCAGUUUGAUGGGAUUGAGGUGUUGCGUAUCCCCGCUGUGAAGGUGUGGCUUCCUGACAUUGUCCUCAUCAAUAACAAUGAUGGGGUGCUUAACGUGGCCCUGGAAGUCCAUGUCCAGGUUUAUAGUAACGGUAGGGUCACAUGGACCCCUCCUGCUCUCUACUGCAGCGCCUGUGGAGUCAAGGUAACAUAUUUCCCAUUUGACUGGCAGAAUUGCACCAUGCAGUUCCGCUCCUACACGUAUGACUCGACAGAGAUCGACCUUCAGUACGCGCUGGACUCGAAAGGCAACGAGAUCCGGGAGAUCCAAUUAGACGAGGCGUACAGCGAGGGUGGCGAGUGGACCAUCAGGCAUAAGCCAAGCAGGAAGAACGUGAAUGACGACCUGUACGAGGACAUGACCUUCUACCUGAUCAUCGAGAGGAAGCCUCUGUACUACGUGCUCAACAUCAUCCUCCCCUGCAUUCUCAUCACCAUCAUCGCCAUCUUUAACUUCUACCUGCCUCCCGAUGCAGGUGAGAAGAUGGGCCUGUCCAUCAACGUGCUGCUCACCCUCACUGUGUUCCUCUUGCUGCUGGCUGACAAAAUCCCCGAGACCUCGCUGGGCGUCCCCAUCAUCGUCAACUACAUCAUGUUCACCAUGAUCCUGGUCACCUUCUCCGUCAUUCUCAGCGUGGUCGUGCUCAACCUCCACCACCGCUCGCCCAACACCCACAUGAUGCCCCUGUGGAUGCGCAAGAUCUUCAUCCAUCUGCUGCCUCCUUAUCUGGGCAUGCUGAGGCCAAAAGUGGAGACCCCUCUGUCCCUGGAGGCUGUGCCCCGCCGGGAGAAGAAGAUUUUUGUCAUCAGCAAAGCGGCUGAUGAGUAUUUCAUACGAAAACCCGACACCUCCAUCUUGUUCCCCAAACCCAACAGGUUCCAGCCAGAGGGCAUGUGUACAGAUCUGAGGAAGUUCAUCGAUGGACCCAGUAGCUACCUUACGCUACCGGACGAGCUCAAGUCAGCCAUAGACGCCAUCACGUAUAUCGCUGAGGCUCUGCAGGCCGAGAAGGACUAUGAAGCUCUGAAAGAGGACUGGCAGUAUGUAGCCAUGGUGGUGGACCGCAUGUUCCUCUGGAUCUUCGUCGUCUUCACCACUGUGGGCACCUUGGCCAUCUUCAUCGAUGCCAGUUAUAACCACACGCCCACUGACCCGUUUCCAAAAUCCCCCUGAAGCGUUGGAAGGGCUUGAUUUUUCUUGAACCACCUUGUGCUACCAUUUUCCCCAAGAAACGGGGAAGUUGAGAGACUCUUCCAGUGCAUGUUGAGAAGGCAACAGACUGUCCUGCCAGCGAUACUUGGUGUCAGUGAUACCCUUUGUAAAUCUGAUAAUGUCCCAUGCAACCAUUUCCUUCUGAACUGCAACUGCUUUGUCAAACCAGUUAUUGUACCUUUUCUUAGAUGAUGUGGAUUUUGCAUGGACUUAAAAUAACUAAAACUGCUUUGUACAUGUAAGAACAUUGAUUGUUGCAUGUAACAUAUCAAUCAAGCUAAUGUCAGCAUACUUUACAUGUGUUUGUGUAUGAUAGAAUCGGAGCUACUGGUGUGUUUCAGCAUAUUAGCUUCAUUAGGACUCUAAAUCUGAAGUGUGGAUCCAACACAUAAACACCAAGACAAACCAGAUGCUAUAAUGAGCAUGCUUGUAUGCCUUUCAUUUCCCUGUGUCAGAAUGUGCCAGAGUGUGGCACAUGCUCUGCGGAUAUUUCUGCGGCCCCGGUAAUCCUCUUUGUAUGUGCGCAUGGAAGGCUAUUCUUAUGUCUGCGUGCGAAGUGGCACGUCAAUUCACCAGCUGCACCAAUAGCCGUUGGAAUUGGCGCCGUAUAGAAAGCGCGUGGCCCUCGAUGUGGCACUCGCUCGCGGACGCACUCCACGCGUCCUCUUUGUGAUUUUUACAUGAUACAAACACACAUCUGCCCUUUUAAUCUUGUGCUUUCAUUUUGUUUGUGUCUUUUAAAUAAAGAUCUGAG
Molecule: messenger RNA, 3333 nt
Organism: Acanthochromis polyacanthus (spiny chromis)
Lineage: Eukaryota; Metazoa; Chordata; Actinopteri; Pomacentridae
Gene: chrnb1
Product: cholinergic receptor, nicotinic, beta 1 (muscle)
Exons: 11
Coding region: 1053-2540 (495 amino acids)
Biological process (GO): nervous system process; signal transduction; monoatomic ion transmembrane transport
Cellular component (GO): postsynaptic membrane; neuron projection; synapse
Molecular function (GO): acetylcholine-gated monoatomic cation-selective channel activity; transmembrane signaling receptor activity
Source: RefSeq, a predicted model, not a curated record